CAGGGGCGCAUGCGCACAGCGGAGCUCCAUCUUUCCAUCCCGAGCGCAGAAGAGCAGCGGAUGUGUUGAUGCUUUUGGCCGUUUUGUUUUUAUUUUUAAACGCCCAGAGUCGAUGUGAAACAAACCCGAGCGGAUUCUUCCUCCGUUAUUAUCCUCCUGGGAGCUUCCAGCCGACAGAAAUGCGGCGUGUGGCGGGUGUUAUGAGGUAGAUUGAGCCGCUGCUGCUGCGCUUCGGCCGCGGCGACACAUUUGAGUGUAAAUCCGCUGCAAGAGUGUUUCCGGCCCGCACGCGAGCAGGAACCAUGAAUUUACGCGAGCUGCACCUAAAUGGUCCAUGAUGAGCAGCACAUCUAAAGACCUGCCGCAGGAACGUGACAUGUGCUGUCCACUGUAAAGACGCGUCACCUGACCUGGACGGACGCCUCCGGUGCUGAGCCCGCGGGUCCCACUGCCUGCCGGGAGCUGCAACUGUUUCCAUGUGUCUAGUCAUUUGAGGUGCUUUUAUGUCAAGAUCAGAAGCGCUUUCAGACUUCUUUCUCAUGGCUUUGAUUGGUCAGACUCUAGCAGCGGAGUCCCUGUCUGCGUUGAGUGGCAAAGUAAUGAGGCCCUUCCGCGGCCGGUCUGCGCUGUGAGCCCGUCUCACUGCGGUCUGGCCUGCAACUUCGCCCCGCUUUCAGGAAAGUUGUGCUCCGUCUUCCCUCUUCUGAACGUCAGAAUGAGACAUUGUGUCGGGACAGAGAAGAGCGUGUGAUCUCUCACGAGGAGUUUUGCACUGGUCCAUAAAAAUGAAUGGAGGUAAAGAUAGGGAGGGUGGGGAUGGCAGAGGGCAGCUCGCCCAGGUGCCCAUCGGCUGGCAGCGAAAGGUGGAGUCCUCGGGUGUCGUUUAUAUCAGUCCAAGUGGAUCAGUGCUGUCCUGCCUCGAGCAGGUUAAGUCUUACUUGCUGACUGAUGGCACCUGUAAAUGUGGUCUGGAGUGUCCUCUCAUCCUACCCAAGGUUUUCAAUUUUGAUCCUGGUGCGGUGGUGAAGCAGAGGACUGCAGAGGAUGUGAAGGCUGAUGAGGAUGUUACGAAGCUUUGCAUCCACAAGAGGAAGCUUAUUGCUGUGGCGACGCUGCAUAAAAGCAUGGAGCUGCCACCUCCUUCCCUAACACUCACCAGUCCAGGUGGAGGCACAAGUGUGACCUCCAUGACCCCUAACGCACAGCCUCGAGCAAUAAGGAAUAAAACCCACGAGGGCCAGCCAGAAUGUAAGAACCCAUUUAAGGUGAUGAUGGCGACGGGGCAACGGCACUUCUCUCCGGAUCUGUGCGGCCCGCAGCAACAGGAUGUUUUUCCUGCAUACUCCAGGCAGAGACUGGCCAGCGGUGAGCCAGGGCCCAAGUCUCCGUACCGCAGUGGGCACGGAGGCAUGUUGAGCCCUCCCUCGCAAGCCUUCGGGGAUGGUUCUCUGUCCCCAAGAACAGACGCUAUUGGCAGUCCCGACGGGUUUGUACGCAACAACCCCUGUGGCUUCCAGGGGACCGGCAGUCCCAGCACCAUCCACAGCAACAGCCGCAUCCCUUUGUCUUCUCCUGGGGUCAUGAUCCACGGCUCACCCGCCACCCAGUCAUCCUGUGUCAUGGCUGGAAGGACUAACAUGCCUCUGUCCCCCCCAGUCCCCAACAAGAGCCCCGUCAUGAAAAAGCCCCUGUGCAACUACCCGCCCAGCAUGGACUCGAGCAGAACUGUGUUUCACCACAAGGCUCCAUCUGCUCCCGCACCCCCUCUGCCACCUCCCUGUGCCCUGCAGAAUAAACAGGUGAGCUCCGAAAAGGACCCUCUUGGCAUCCUGGAUCCCAUUCCCAGUAAACCGAAUCCAUCUACUUUCCAGCCCAAUGCCCACUCUCAGGUACCAAUGGUGAAUGUAAACAUCCCUCCUGCCAUCGUCCCAUUGCCGAGCAACCUGCCUUUGCCCACGGUGAAGCCGGGGCCGGUUGGUCACAUGCAGAGGACUCAGCACGGCACAGCCACAUCCAUCUCCCCGUCACCCGUCACCUCUCCUGUUCACAUGUCUGGGCCCUCCCUGGGCCGGAUGGAAGUGUCUCCACAACGAUCCCGCUCCUCGUCCACCUCCUCCGAGCAAGGCAGCUUUGCCGUUCCCCCGUGCGGCACUAUGAAGGUCCCGCCACGCUCGCCCAGAUCCUCCAUGAGUUCGCCCCGACCUGCUUUGCCUUCCAGCCCAUCUGGCAAGCCGGACGUUCUCCACCAGUACAAAGAAAUGCCCACCCAGCUGCUGGCAGGGAUGAGUAGCAGCAUGAGCAGUCAGCACAAUCCAAUGUAUCCCCCCGCCUCAGGCGGCACCACGUCGCAGAAGGAGCACCCGGGCCUUUUGGGAAUGCCACUGAACCAGAUCCUUAACCAACACAACGCUGCCUCUUUCCCUGCCAGCAGUCUCCUCUCAGCUGCCGCCAAAGCACAGCUAGCAAAUCAAAACAAGCUUGGAGGAGGAGGUGGCUGCAGCGGUGGCGGCACUUGCGCAGGCAGUGCAGGGGCGUCUGCAGGGCUCUCUUGUCCUCUCGGUGCGACUGAUACCAACAGGGCUGUUGAAACCCACAAUACUUUAAAUCCUAUGUUGCCACCCAACCCUGCCAUGAUUAUGCCCAGCAGUGAGGGCCAGAGUGGACGUGCGGCCCUUCGGGACAAGCUCAUGGCACAGCAGCGUGACCCUCUCCGCAAGCGCAAGCAUCCUCCAAAUGCUGCUAACCACGAGAACAAUUUCUUCAACAUGGCUGGCAUGAGGACGCCCUGCUCUUCCACCGAGCAGAUGAGAAAAACCUCUCGACUGCCCUCGAACACAUCAAUGGCUCAAUUACUCCAAUCUCUGAGCAACCACAGCUCCCACAUGGCCAGGGGCAGAAACCCAGGCCUUGUAAGUCCAGGUCGUGUGCACUUUGGCGAGGGGGCCGUGGCCUCUGGUGCGGCGCCUCAGAGCGCACAAGUACAGCAGCGGCUGCAUGGCCAGACGGAAGCCAUGCUCUGCCCCGGUGUGGAGUCCCAGAGCCAGUAUUCAGGCAUGAUGAACCAGAUGCAGGCUACAGCGAUGGGAAACUGUGGACCUGUGAACCAAGGCGGACAAGUUCCUCUCGGAAACCAUGUGAUGGGACACACAAGCUCUCACUUUCAGCAGCGUGUCCAGCCAAACGUCAGCUGCAUGCUGCCCAGCAGCAGUGAUGCCUGCUGCUCACAACCCAUGACUGACACAGGUGACCCUGCAUCGCUGAGCUGCAGCAUAGGAAACACUCCUCAGAUGGGUGGUGUCAUGGCUGCCGCAGGGCACAUAUACCACCACCAACACCAACACCACCACCACCAGCAGCAGCAGCUGCACCCUUCACUGCAGGGCAUGCAUGGGGUCUCCACAUAUCCGAGCCAGGGGCAUUCCUUUGCAACCGCUCCUUUUACGGACAAUAACGUGCCCAACUCCAACAACUUGCCUUGCCUGUACCAGGAUUAUCAGGGGUGCAUGCCUGACAGCAGCCAGCCUGGAAUGACAUCUCAUUCUGGAGAUGCAGGCAUGUACCGAGAGGGUCAACAGAAGCUACAGGGUCAGGGUGAUGCUUCAAUGGGAGGAGGUCAGAGUUCGGUGGAGUCAGUGGAUGCGAUCUACAGAGCGGUGGUGGACGCCGCCGGCAAAGGCAUGCAUGUGACCAUCACCACCGGCAUGAGCGGCAGCACGCAGGCGAGCCCCGUCCCCGCGCUCAGUGCCAUGAGUGCCUUCACUGCCUCCAUCGGCCAGCCGCUCAGCCUACCUCACGCCGUUAACGCAGUCAUACAUGCGCCGCGCAGCUCCGAGGGGACAGAGCAGCUUUCCCAGCCUCAGCGCAACCGGCCGCAGCUGCCCAACCACACGCGCAGAAGCUCCGAGCAUGGGAAGAACACGCCGGAUGGCACGGACGCGCAUGAGUAUUUCCGCUCGCCCAGCGCUGCCACGCCCCGUCCGCAGUGGGAUGAGUCCAACCACGCUCACUGGAGGGGCGAGGAGUUUCUGGAAUGUUCCACCCAGGUGCACAGCAGCCCAUGCGGUAGCAAAGGAGAGAGAAAAAGCAUCAUGGACUGUCAGCCAGAGACCCACGAGCCCUCUGACUCUCACAACGAUGACAGCGCAAGCCUGCGGUUUAACCACCGCACUGCCAGUGGCAUAAGAGAGCGGCUGGAGCCCAUGGAGCGAUGCGCUCAGCUGAACGGCACGCUGCCUCGUGGCGGGUACGGGGAGCCGCUCACCGGCGAUGACCAGUCGCCUGGCUCCUCCACAAGCUUGGAAGGGCCGCUGCUCAAAGACUACACUCACUUCAAUGGGCACUUUAACGGACACUGUGCGCCCAGCCCCUCUGACACAAAGAGUCUCAGCAGUGAGGAGGAGCUGCGGCACCCCGACUCACCUUCAGCUGACCUGCUGCACUACAGGCCCAGGGCCUUCAACGUAGGCGAACUGGUCUGGCCAAUAAAAGGCUUCCCUCCCUGGCCUAACAAACUGAUGGGAGAAGAGCAUGGACACAAUCCCAGCAUGCAACUGUCUGAACAGGCCAAGGUGGAACCAGAGCAGCUGAAAACACUAACACAAGACCUUCAGGUGCUGGACAGAGCCAGUAAAAAAAACAGGAAGGCGGGAAAGCUGAAUCAUCAUUUAGAAGCUGCGAUUCAUGAGGCCAUGAGUGAGUUGGACAAGAUGUCUGGAACUGUUCACCAGGAUCGUCAAGUCAAACUGCCCAAACCCAAGAGGAGGAAAAUCUCCAGAUAACAGCAGCGAUCAGGCGUCAGUGUCUCUUUCUUUCUCUCUCUUUCUCUUUUUGAUCGUGGUGCUACAUUCUAGCAGAUGGCUCAUCGUGGCCCCGCCCUCACCCAGUGACUGACAGGUGCUGGAUCAGCCAAUUAGAAAAGGCAGCAAAUACAACUUGCUGAAGAACUAUUUUUUUCUAGUGUACAAGGAAAAAUAUCAAAAAAGCAAAAAAAAGCAAAAAAAAAAAAAAAAAAAUACUGCAUUUAAGAACACAGUCCAAAUAUUUCUGAUAUGUUUUCAAUGUGUAUAUAGACAAUACAGAAAUUUCAUGGUAAAAACAUGGGAAGAAGUGUAAAUACUGUAGGAUAAUGACAUGUACAAGCCAACUCAAUGCACACUUUAUCUUCAGCUGUACAAAACACAAAGCAGAAAUGUCUCAUCGGCCCAUAAGGCCCUGUGACAUUACAAUGAAUAAGAGUCAAUCUGAGACUUUUGUAAGCUUCAGUUUGAGUUGUAUUUUGAGUGUGUAUGUGUGUGAGUGUGUCGGAGUGGACUUCACCAGCUGAAUGGGCUAGUUGCGAUUUUGACUCGAACUUGUGGGCUUCUAUAUAUAGUUCAGGUCUUCCAGCACUAAACACUAAUACAUAAAUAUGUUUAGAAUUGUCCUGUGACAUUUUCUAUCUUUAUACGUUUAUUUUGGUCUUUCUUUUGUCAUAUUUGUUAGUUAGACCACAUUGAUGAAACACUCUGGUUUCAUACUGUAAUGGCCAACAUUGAGGAAAACUGGGGCCUUAUAAUGUGUGUUAAAAAUGAUGUAUGAAACUCCCUGACAUGUUUAGUAAAACUUGGCAAUAAUACGGCCCUGCGCGCAUGCUCGGUAAAGCCUUAUAAGUGUGUGUGUGUGUGUACACACACACAGACACAUGUACCCUUCAGUAUUACUCUGUUUGUUUUGCCUUUCAUGAUGCACUCAGUAUUUUCUCUCUCCUUGAAGUUUCACUCGUCAAGAAAUGAACAGUACUUUUGGGAAAUCUUAAUUUCAUUGUCCACUCAGCCUAAAGUCUUAUCAAUAGUGUAAUGAAAGCCAAUUUACUCUACAUGGAGACGGUCAUCUCAUGCUAAGAUCACAAGACCAGCUGAACACCAAUCACUUUAUCUCAGUAACUUUGAAAAGAGAAAACGCUGUCAGUAACUGAAAUCUUUGGCUUUUGGUGUAUCAACAUAACCGGGAUCAGUGUCUAUGGAAGCUUGCUUCUGCCACUGAAUAAAAAUGGUAAUUGCGAGUUGCGACAAUCUCACAAUUGCGACUUUUUUUCUUUCUCAGAUUUUUGUUUUGUUUUGUUUUUUUGUGAGAUAUAAACUCGCAAUUCUUAAUUUUUUCUCGUAAUUGCAUGUUUAUAUCUCAGAGUUCUGAAUUUAUUUCAAUUGCGAUUUAUAAAGUCCAAAAUCUGAGUCAUAUUUGAGAUGUACAUUUGCAAUUCAGACUUUUUUUUUCUCACUAUUGAGUUUAUAUCUUCUGACUUUAUUUCAAUCAUGAGUCAUAAAGUCCGAAUUGUGAGAUAAAUAGUUGCAAUUCUGAGAAAUAGUCGUAAUUCUGAUAUAAAUUUGCAAUUAUGACAUUUUUUUUUCUUGAAAUUGAGUAUACAUCUCAUGAUUCUGAAUUUAUUUCAGUUGUGACUUAUAAAGUCAGAAUUGCGAGAUAGUCGUAAUUAUAAUAUAAACUCUCAAUUUUGACUUUUUUCUCGUAAUUGUGAGUUUAUAUCAGUCAUGAGUUAUGAAGUCUGAAUUGUGAGAUAGUCGUAAUUCUGAGAAAGUCGCAAUUCUGACUUUUUUCUCGCAAUUGUGGGUUUAUAUUUCACAAUUGUGAGGGGAAAAAAAGUCAGAAUUGUGAGAUUAAAAAUUUGCAAUUACUUUUUUUAUUCCGUGGCGGAAACAAGCUUCCGUAAGUAUCAGUCCGAGACCGUGUACAUAUCGGCCAACCAACAUCCAAAAUGAGUUUAUCUUUAACGUGGCCCAAUCCUGUUGUAAUAAUGUGUUAUUGUGUUUGAGUGCUGCAUUAUUGAAAGACACAGAUGAACUGUAGAUGUACUGAAUCUCAUACAGACUCAGGAAAGUCCUGUUAUCAUUCAGAUUCAAGUUCUAAAAGGAGUUCAUGGGAAAUGUCUCUUCAGUGAGAGGAGUUUGUGUCAUUCUGUCUGUGGUACUUUAAGGAAUCAUGAUCAGAAGGGUUUUUUUGAGGGGUAAUUGUGGUUUAGGGGUCAUAGACAAGGAUUUGGAAUGAGCCUCACCCUGGAGGUCAGAGGUCAGCGUUGGGGUCAGGACAGGUUGUACAUAAUUACUGUAGCACAUGAUGCUACAUGGACAUCUGCCAUUAACACUAACUCAAUAUGAAGAGCUGAUUAAAUUAUUUUUUUUGUGUGUAAACUCUAUAUAUAUGUGUAGGAUUUUACAGCACAUUGCUGUGUCUCAACAGUUUGCAUCCAUUUUGAACUCUAAUCUAGGACAGAUUAAAUUCCAGGUAUUGGCCGUUUUCUCUCAUUGUCAUCGGUCUUUACAGAAAUUUCACUACAAAAUUUAAGUGCAAUAUUUCCAUGCAGUGGAUCUGAAAACUAUAUCAACGCAAAUAUUGUUUCUAAUCAUGUUCCAGAAGUGAAAACAUUCAAGCCCCAUUAACAGACUCAAACAGACGAAUGGUGUUGAGCUUGUGCGCAUCUCUGCUGGUGAAGUCGGCUCUGUUGUCAGUGCAAUGCUGCGGCUCUGUGUUCAAAGUCUUACUGUUCAAGGUCAAAAUACAUUUUGUGUUUAUGUGGUCAGUGUUGCCCAAAACCUUUCCAUUUCUAUUCUUGAGUCAUAUUCUUUCAUUUUCUUUCUGUGUGUGUGUGUGUGUGUGUGUGUGUGUGUGUGUGUGUGUGUGUGUGCGCGCGUGCGAGUGUGUGUGCGCAUGUAUGUGAACAUUUUUUAUUUUGUUGUCUUUGCUUGCUAUUUUAUGAUUGGUAUCUGACUGGUAUUACAAACCUUUCUGAUGUCAAUAUUUUUUUUCAAUACGUAUCUGAGUAUAUAUUUUCUCACCAGUAUGUACUUUACAGCAGUCGACUUUGUAAAGUAUGUUGUGCACUUGAUUAUGUUUGUUUCUGAUAGCUUUGAUGUGGCUGUUAGGUUUAGUUUGUUAAAGUCCAUAAUUUCUUAUUGUUUCAUUUGAUUUUUUUUAAGAUGUCCUAAACAGCAGUUUUGUAAAUAUUGUGAACAUUACAGGUCAUGCUGUGAUGUGACAUUGAAAUAAUGUUGCACCAAUGUUUCAAUUAAAACCUGGUCACUAAA
This is a messenger RNA of Ctenopharyngodon idella (grass carp), 8075 nucleotides long. RefSeq names its product methyl-CpG-binding domain protein 5-like. The record is from RefSeq and is a predicted model, not a curated record. Gene Ontology annotation, cellular component: nucleus; chromocenter. NCBI's taxonomy places the organism in Eukaryota, Metazoa, Chordata, Actinopteri, Cypriniformes, Xenocyprididae. Gene Ontology annotation, molecular function: chromatin binding; DNA binding.